AUGGCCAAAAAGGCACGGAGGACGGCAAAGAAAAGCUCCGCAAAGAAGAAUCAGAGCACAGCCUCGAUGGCGAAGAGCGAGCCUACGACUGAGCCUGUCCAAAAGGGCUUGGGUGCUACCAAGCGCGGAAGCUUGGAAUUGAUAGGCACACUGGUCGUCGGUGCCAUUUUGACCACCCUGGUCGUUGCGCAUGGCGUAACCAGCCCAGCCUACCGUAAAACCUCGCAUAUCAUGGAGCAUGUAUGGUCCCUGGGCGAGGCCACAGGCUUGUACAAGCGGCCGACCGCGGCAGCUUGGCACGCUAUCGCUCGCCAGGUACACACCUUUACGCGAUCAUGCUUCUUCCUAUCAGGUGCUGUGUCCAGUGACGAAACGAAGCCGUGGUCCGCCGUUCGCUCUAUGUGGGAUGCAUCCGUGCCCCUCGCCCAAUACCAACGCAGUUGGGGCGACGUGUACUUUGCCCUGACGUGGGGCAUGAUCUUGUACAUGAUUCGCACAGUACUUACCCACCUUGUACUCCUACCUGUAUCGCGGAUCCUCGUCAAGCGACCUGACUCGAAACUCUCACCAGCUAUUCAACAGCACCGUUUCGAAAGGAAAGUUUGUCGUUUUGCCGAGCAGAGCUGGAUCGUGAUACUGUACACCACCUCGUUGGUGAUGGUCAUGAGCGUGGUUGUCAAGAUGCCUUUCUGGCCAACCAAGCUCGAAUUCUUGUGGCGUGAUUAUCCUCAUACGACCAUGGAUGCGCUAACAAAAGUUGUGUAUCUAUGGGAAGCCUCGAAUUACGUGCACCAACUCUUUGUGAUCAACUUGGAAGAACGCCGCUCCGACUUUUGGCAGAUGCUAAUCCACCAUAUCGUGACACUCUUUUUGAUUGGUGGCUCGUUCACUGCCAGUUUCUACCGCGUUGGCUACGCAAUUUUAGCGCUCAUGGACCCGGCAGAUGUGUGUCUGGGCACCGCUAAGCUGCUCAAGUACAUGGGAUGGCAGACUGUAUGCGAUAUUAUGUUUGGCGUAUUUAUGGUGGUUUGGACCAUUACACGUCAUAUCCUGUACGCUGUCGUUUGGUAUUCAUGCUACCGUGAUGCGCCGGCUGUCAUUUCGUUUAAGACGUCGGUGGAUCUGGCGUCAGGUCAUAUGCUUACGCAGACUACGUACACUGUCUUCCUAGUCCUUCUGGGCGUGCUACAAUUCAUCCUGCUGAUUUGGUUCGGCAUGAUCGUAAAUGUGGCAGUGCACGUGCUGACCAAAGGCAAGGCAGUGGAUUCACGAAGCGAUCAAGACUCCGACUCGGACUAA
Malassezia pachydermatis is the source of this 1299-nucleotide messenger RNA. RefSeq names its product longevity-assurance protein. Gene Ontology annotation, molecular function: sphingosine N-acyltransferase activity. The coding region runs from base 1 to 1299 and encodes 432 amino acids. Gene Ontology annotation, biological process: ceramide biosynthetic process. Gene Ontology annotation, cellular component: membrane. The transcript has a single exon. Lineage: Eukaryota; Fungi; Basidiomycota; Malasseziomycetes; Malasseziales; Malasseziaceae. The record is from RefSeq and is a predicted model, not a curated record.